Molecule: messenger RNA, 2844 nt
Organism: Didymodactylos carnosus
Lineage: Eukaryota; Metazoa; Rotifera; Eurotatoria; Philodinida; Philodinidae
Source: the annotation of a GenBank genome assembly
AUGGAACCGGAACAUCGCAGAAUGUUGUCUUUAUUAGAUGAUUUAUUAAAACCUGUUUCAACAGUUAAAAUCUCUGAACAAGAAAAUCAUGAACAAUUAACGAUUAAUGCUAUUUUUUCGAAUGUCUGUGAUCGUUUUAAUGAACAAUGUUCAUUAUUCAGUGUUGAAUCAUCAGACGACGAUCCAUAUUGGCGUUACAUUCAAAUUCAUUUGAAUCUACUAGAUUCUAUAUUACCAAAGAGUGAUGAAAUAUCGAGUAUUCCAUUUUUUAGUGUUAAUGAUGAAUUAAUAAUCAAAAAGUCAUUUGAAAUUAUUACAUUACUUGGUUUAGUACUACAUUUUGAUGAUGGUUUGUAUUUAUCAAUUGAAAAAUGUUUAAAAAAUGUUUCAUCAUCAAUACACAUCAUAUUAUUAAAAACAAAAUUAAAUUAUGAAAAAAGAAUAUAUCGUUUAGCAUACGUUCUAAAAUAUUAUCUAAAAUGGAUUAUUAUUGAUAAAAAUAAUUCUUCUUAUCAACAUUUAUUAAUCAAAACACAUCUAUUAGAAAUAAUCAUUGCACUUUUUCAACUAUUAUAUUCACCAAAUUUAAAAUAUUCUAAUUUUAAUUUAACAACACUUUGUCUUGAACAAAAUCUAUUAUGGUUAAAAAAAAAUAUUUAUUCAUUUGUUCGUGAAUUAAUGUUAUUAAAUCGUUUAUUAUCUUCAACGGCAAAUAGUCCCGUAUGGUUAAAAAAACGUUGUGGUGAAAUGUUAACAAGUGUCCUAUUAGAUGAUGGUGGUGUCAAUAGAAUUAUUCAAACAUUAUUGGAAACAACAAUGGGAAACAUAGAUGGAAAUGAAUGGAAAUUAUAUGAGAACAUUGCAAAUAUAAUUUCAACAUGUCCAAAAAAUUUCACUCAAAUACAAUAUUUAGAACGAAUAUGUGAACAAAUCAUUGCUUUAUUACAUGAUAAAAAUGAUAAACGUUAUGUUCAUAUUUCAUGUGUAAUUAUUAAUGAAUUAAUUAAAAAAUAUCCAAGAGAUUUAUUAACAUGUUAUAUUUUUCGUCCAUUAUUUUCUCCAUUUUAUUCAUACAAAGAUAUUAAGACUAAUGGUGAUAAACAAUUCUUUGAUGAACUAGUACUAUGUGGAGAAGAACAGUUUGAAAAGAUUUUAAUUGAUCUCGAUCGAUUAGUUGUACAAACGCAAACAAAAAAUAAUUAUAUUAGUGAAUAUUUACAAUUGACAAUUUUGUUUGAAUUGAUUGAAACAUAUUUUGCAUUAGAAAAAACACUUGCACCUUUCAAAAAAUCAUUUCUAACUAUUUUAUCAACAAUAUUAUCUUUCAUUGAUGUUCAACAAUGUUCGAAUUAUUUGCAACAAUCUCUCUUUGAAUCAAAAAACGUUUAUACUGUAAGAUUUGUCUGUGAUAAUGAAACAAAUGGCUUUCAGUUUGUUAUUGCAAACAACAAUCAAAUAUCCAAUGAAGUUGAUCUAGACGAUCUGACAAAUGUUUGUCAUUUAGUAAAAAAACUGCUUUUGUCAUUGAAUAAUGAUCGAUUAAUCGUCUGUAUAUUUCUUGAUAUGUUAAAAACACUUUUUACACCAUUGCAACUACCCGCACCAUCGUUGAUUUGUUCAGAGAUCGAAACUCAAAAGAAUUUAUUACAAAUUAGAUAUCAAAUAAAACGAAUAACAUUUUUGAACAUUCUUGUUGAAUAUAUUGAACAACAUAUUGAUUUAUUGUUGAAAAAUGUUGAUGAUACAAUUCAUGUGCUACAGAUUCUUUUAGAACAAAUGGCGGAUAUUUUAAAUAAAAAAUAUACUAGUGACGAUGCAGACGAAGAGUCGUUGCAAAUGAUCUUUGCCAUUGCCACAUUACUUAUUACACAUCAUGAACAGUUAUCACAUGAAAGCAAAACUCGUUUAUCCAAUAUGUAUCCACUAUUAGAGUUGAUUGAAAAAAAACAUUUAAAUUCUGAUAUUGUUCGUUUAGCAAAAGAGUUAAAAAUUGCUUUUGUAACAUUUGGUGCUGUUGUUGAGUCAACUAGUACUCAACGACAACCAUUAAUAGAAGAGAUACGCGAUAUUAAAGAAGAAUCGUAUGAUAAUGCUAUUGAAUUGUUAAAUGAUGAUGCUCUUCCGCUACGUGCACACGGUCUAAUAUUAUUUCGACGUCUUCUCGAGAAAAAAGAUGCUAAAACAUUAUCAAAAGUUGAUAAAUUGUUUGAUUUAUUUCAAAAAUAUCUUCAAGAAGAAGAUUCAUAUAUCUAUUUGGCAGCAAUCAAUGCCUUAUGUGCAUUAGCUGAUCGUUAUACGGAUAAAGUAUUACCUCUAUUAUGCCAUGAAUAUACUAUGAUUGAACGAAAAUUAGAAGAUAAGCUAAAAGUGGGAGAAGUCCUAGUGAAAGUAUCAAAAUUACUUGGUGAUAUAACACCAAAAUAUUCUACUAUAUUGAUAAAUACAUUUUUAAAUGCAUCAAAACAUAAUGAUACGUUAUAUCGUGCUAGUGCAUUAUCAAAUCUAGGACAAAUAUGUCAAAUAUUAAAAUAUUCACUAAGAGGAUGUAUUAAUGAAAUUUUAAUGGCAUUAAAAUGUUAUUUAUCAAUCCAUGAAGUAUCUGAUGUUCGUCGUUCAUCCAUAUUGGUUGUUGAAUUAUUAUGUCAAGGUUUAGAUAAAAAUACGUGGUUACUUAUCGACAACGAACUACCAUCAUUAUAUAAACUUUUGUUACAAUUAUACAAAAAUGAUAAAGAUGAUAUCGUUAAACUUCAUGCACAAAUUGCUCUUGACUCAUUAAAUUUUAUAUGUAAAGAUUAUCUUAAACCAAAUACGAUACUUGAAAAAGAAAUUCGAAUUUCUUAG